CGCUUGUGGCGCCACGUACUGUCAAAUCAAAUCAAAGAAUCUGUUUAUCGCCAUUUUUGUGAUGGCCGCUGAUAUUUAUAGAUCGUAGGGUGUUGUUAUUCCACACCAACUAAAUGAAUUGAAAAUGGAGGAAACGAAAGUAAUUUAUUACAUAGACGAUGAAGAAACGCCGUACCUAGUUAAAAUUCCAAUAUCACCAGAGAAGGUGACGUUGUUAGAUUUCAAGAAUCAAUUGAACAGACCGAACUAUAAAUUUUUCUUCAAAUCAAUGGACGAUGAUUUCGGUGUUGUGAAAGAAGAAAUAGUUGAUGAUAACGCGCAUCUUCCUUGUUUUAACGGUCGUGUUGUGUCGUGGCUAGUGUCCGCUGAAGGCUCCAACCCAUCAGACGGUGCAUCUCAGUGUACAGACAGUAAUGCAGGCAAAGGCAAGCAAAACACCCAUGGUGUACCUUCAGCACCUCUCACUCGGGACACUUGUACUGACACUGACAGUACGAUCAGCUCUAGACCAGGUCACAGAGCUUCUUGUGACAAAUAUAAAUAUAGGGGACUAAGAAUCAAUGGCCAUUCCAAAUAUGGGAACCAUGGUCUUGAAUACGAAACUGCUUCAGUGCUAAGCUCCGACCUUGACUCUACAAGUCUUUUCGAUAGUCAGUCUGAAAUCACUACGACUACUGGACGGCAUACUAAUGCUUCAGUAGAUCGUGCUCUUACAGAAUGCAGUAGUGUCUCACAUUUACAAGUCAGCUCACGUAAAAGACCGCAGAGGAGACGUAAAAGGCCACAAAUUAUGUCCAGGACAUCAUCAUAUUCGUCUAUAACUGACUCUACAAUGUCCAUGCACAUUAUUACUGUUACAUUAAAUAUGGAUACAGUUAAUUUUCUUGGUAUCUCUAUAGUUGGACAGUCCAAUAAAGGUGGUGAUGGUGGUAUAUAUGUUGGAAGUAUAAUGAAAGGUGGUGCAGUUGCAUUGGAUGGACGUAUAGAGCCUGGAGACAUGAUACUGCAGGUAAACGAUGUGAACUUUGAAGACAUGACCAAUGAUGAAGCGGUAAGAGUCCUCAGAGAAGUGGUCCAAAAACCGGGACCUAUUAAACUGGUUGUGGCCAAGUGUUGGGACCCAAACCCUAAAGGUUACUUCACAAUACCUAGGACAGAACCAGUGAGACCGAUAGAUCCUGGUGCUUGGGUGGCACACACUCAGGCCCUCCGGGAAGCAUAUCCCCCACCGCCGCCAUCUUUGUCCGCGUUACCCGUCUCGUCAGUGUCAGAGAGGGCGGCGUCCGACGCGAGCACGGCGCCCGCGGGAGGCGAAGCCCUGUCCGUACACAUGGACAUGGCGCUGGUGGUUAGGGCGAUGCUUCGGCCUGAUUCCGGUUUGGAGAUCCGCGACAGAAUGUGGUUGAAGAUAACUAUACCCAACGCGUUUAUUGGCGCGGACGUCGUCGACUGGGUACUCCAACACGUCGCUGGCAUCGCAGAUAGGCGGGACGCUAGGAAAUACGCCUCUCACAUGCUUAAGGCGGGCUUCAUAAGGCACACGGUGAACAAGAUAACGUUUUCCGAGCAAUGUUACUACGUCGCUGGCGAGUUGUGUGCUGAGUUGGCUUCGUUGAGAUUGCGAGCACCUGACGCUGACAGUCUAGCUUCUGAUACGCUCGCGCCACUGCCAAAUCCAAAUAUGAUGGCGCCUGGAUAUAUGCCGUACGCUGGCUCGUACGGUUACCAGCCCAUACCGUUUAAGUAUACAUCGUGUGUUACCAGUGAACACACAAUAUACGGGUAUAAUCGCGAAGAGAGUGUACUUUCGGGUAGCGGAGGUUCCAGUGCUGGCUCAGAUCAUCUUACCGCAAAAGAGCAUAAUACGGGUCGAGAAGCGGAAGCCAAAUCCGGUUCAAGCGGGUCCGGGGCUUCAGUGACAGCGGACGGCGGUGGAACCAGACGCUCACACUCGCACUCUCACUCUAGCGGAUCCUCGCGCGCUGGAGACAGGCCCGUCCUCUUCCUCUAG
Diatraea saccharalis (sugarcane borer) is the source of this 2011-nucleotide messenger RNA. Lineage: Eukaryota; Metazoa; Arthropoda; Insecta; Lepidoptera; Crambidae. The record is from the annotation of a GenBank genome assembly.